AUGUGGCGAAUCCCAACAGACGUCCCGCAGGUCGCCGUGCCCAAUGGACUCAAGCUUGCCGAAGUGACAGUCGACACGCCCUUGGACGAAGUGUUCAAGCACUGGAAAGAGAGCGGCGGCGUCAUCCUGAAGAACAUGCUCACCACCGCGGAGGCACAUCAGAUCACCACAGAACUCGAGUCCCGCAUCGACUCAGUCCAACGGGGCUCCCGGGUGCCCCAUGAGGACCUGGCAGCCUUCCACGGCACCAAAACCAAGCGAGCCGGCGACCUCAUCAACCACAGCGCGACGUUUCGAGAGCGCAUCCUCGAAAACGACUUCAUCCACGCCAUCUGCCAGCGCUGCUACAGCGAAGACGGGCAUAACGGAGACUACUGGCUCUCGGCGGCAACCACACUCAACGCGUCCGGACCGCAGCCCGCGCAGGUCUUGCACCGCGAUCUGACCUCCUAUCCACCAUACGCCCUGCUCGGACCCGAAGGCACAGAGCCACAGAUCAACUUCCUCUUUGCGUUUUCGGACUUUACGGAUGACAAUGGCGCAACGCGCAUCAUCCCCGGGAGCAACAAAUGGCCCUUCCAUCAACGCGGGAACAUGGGACAGACGAUCCCGGCCGAGAUGAAGACUGGUGACUGUCUACUGAUCGGGGGGAAGGUCAUCCAUGCCAUGGGCGAGAACAAAACGGAGACGGAAAGGAAGUGUAUCCAGCUGACCGUCAUCCCCAGUUUCCUGACGCCGGCGGAAGCACAUCCGUUCAUCAUCAAGCUGGAAACAGUGAAGAAGUUGUCGAAGCGCGCGCAGCGAUUUGUGGGGUUCAGAUCGCAGUACCCUCGGGGUUCGCCAGGCUUGUGGACAAAGGAUUAUAUCGAAUUGGCAUUGCAUCUCGGUUUGGACGAUCUUCCGGGUGCGAUGGAGGAUUUGCAGCAUGUUCUGAACCAGCCCAAACAAUGGGAUACAAUUGAUUAUGAUAAGAUAUAG
Messenger RNA from Aspergillus fischeri NRRL 181, 978 nucleotides. Its product is annotated as monooxygenase sphC. The record is from RefSeq and is a predicted model, not a curated record. Bases 1 to 978 code for a protein of 325 amino acids. NCBI's taxonomy places the organism in Eukaryota, Fungi, Ascomycota, Eurotiomycetes, Eurotiales, Aspergillaceae. The transcript has a single exon.